GCCGGGACGAGGGUUCCUCCCUCAGCCGCACGCAAACUCGUUGCACAAGAAUUCCUCCCACCCCCACCGUCUCGCCGCCGCCACCACAGCUAGAUAAGAAAAAAAGAGAGAGCAGAACUCGUUGGGAGUGCUCGAGAUCUGUGUCGGGAGAGUGGGAAUUCUUGAGAUCGGAAUCGGAACAAGCGGGCGCGCUCGGGAUCGGGGUUACCAUACAAUUUUUCCCAGGAACCUUUAGUGAAUGUGCUAAUGGAGUCAAAGGGUGGCAAAAAGUCUAGCAGUAGUAGUUCCCUGAUGUACGAAGCUCCCCUCGGCUACAGCAUUGAAGACGUUCGACCUGCUGGAGGCGCCAAGAAGUUCUCUGCUGCAUACUCGAACUGCGCGAAGAAGCCAUCCUGAUAUCGUUUUUGGCAUCCCCUUCCCGUAGUUUAGGAUUUUUAUGCAAUUUUAUUCUGACUCUUUUCUCCCACCAAUCUCUCUGGCCUGCUUCACGAUAAUCGACCAGUUCUCUAGUCUUACUCCCUCUGUUCCUCUCUGCUCUGCUUUCUGACUCAAACUGCAACAAUGGCUGCCCCGACCUCUGCAAUCGGGUUCGAGGGCUACGAGAAGCGCCUCGAGAUCACCUUCUCCGAGGCAUCUAUCUUUGCCGACCCUCAUGGUCGUGGCCUGCGCGCCCUCUCUAGGGCCCAGAUUGACUCUGUUCUUGAUCUUGCACGGUGCACCAUUGUGUCCGAGCUCUCCAACAAGGACUUCGACUCGUAUGUGCUAUCUGAGUCCAGCCUGUUCAUCUAUUCUCAGAAGAUUGUGAUCAAGACCUGUGGGACUACCAUGCUCCUGCUCACCAUUCCUAGGAUUCUUGAGCUUGCUGAAGAGCUGUGCAUGCCGCUUGCUGCCGUCAAGUACUCUCGUGGGAUGUUCAUCUUCCCCGGCGCACAGCCUGCUCCCCACAGGAGCUUCUCUGAGGAGGUUGAUGUCCUGAACCGCUACUUCGGCCACCUGAAGUCUGGUGGCAAUGCUUAUGUGAUCGGAGACCCAGCGAAGCCUGGCCAGAAGUGGCACAUCUACUAUGCCACCGAGCAACCUGAGCAGCCCAUGGUCACCCUGGAGAUGUGCAUGACUGGGCUGGACAAGAAGAAGGCCUCUGUCUUCUUCAAGACUCAAGCUGAUGGCCACGUUUCCUGUGCCAAGGAGAUGACCAAGCUCUCUGGAAUCUCUGACAUUAUCCCUGAGAUGGAGGUCUGUGACUUCGACUUCGAGCCCUGCGGCUACUCCAUGAACGCCAUCAACGGAUCUGCCGUCUCCACCAUCCAUGUGACCCCCGAGGACGGCUUCAGCUACGCGAGCUACGAGGUCAUGGGCAUGGACGCCUCCGCCCUGGCCUACGGCGACAUCGUCAAGAGGGUCCUCCGGUGCUUUGGCCCUUCAGAGUUCUCUGUGGCGGUCACCAUCUUCGGUGGCCGUGGCCACGCCGCCACCUGGGGCAAGAAGCUCGAAGCUGAGGCAUACGACUGCAACAACGUUGUGGAGCAGGAGCUCCCCUGCGGGGGCGUCCUCAUCUACCAGAGCUUUGCCGCGAACGAAGAGGUUGCUGUCUCUGCCGGGUCGCCCAGGUCCGUCUUCCACUGCUUCGAGGCCGAGAGUGUGCAGAGCCACCCUCUGGUCAAGGAAGGCAAGCUCGCCAACCUCCUCGCAUGGCGGGCGGAGGAGGAUUCCCUGGAGGAGGGCGCGGUGCUGUGCGAGUGAUUGGCUGUCGCUGUUCCGUCUGUGGACUUUGUUCUGACUAAGUUUGUCGUUUGGUUACUGUGAAGCAGCCGGCCAGGCUAUUGCUACUCCGAAUAAACUAUUAGCUCUAGGUGGUUUGCUGCGUCUGCCACAAUGAGCGUACUUCUGGGGAAAAGUUGUCUCAAACUGAUAAAUAAGCAUUUUUUUUCUAA
Aegilops tauschii subsp. strangulata is the source of this 1931-nucleotide messenger RNA. RefSeq names its product S-adenosylmethionine decarboxylase proenzyme. Gene Ontology annotation, cellular component: cytosol. Gene Ontology annotation, biological process: spermidine biosynthetic process; spermine biosynthetic process. Lineage: Eukaryota; Viridiplantae; Streptophyta; Magnoliopsida; Poales; Poaceae. Gene Ontology annotation, molecular function: adenosylmethionine decarboxylase activity. The record is from RefSeq and is a predicted model, not a curated record.